Mesorhabditis spiculigera is the source of this 4023-nucleotide messenger RNA. Lineage: Eukaryota; Metazoa; Nematoda; Chromadorea; Rhabditida; Rhabditidae. The record is from the annotation of a GenBank genome assembly.
AUGCUGCAAGGCAAGAGCUCGCUGCUCUUCACCUAUGGCGUCACCGGCGGCGGCAAAACGUACACGAUGGCGGGCGGACCCAUGGCAGCCGGCAUCCUGCCAAGAACCGUCGACGUUCUCUUCAACAGCAUCAAGAAUAAGGCCGACAAAUACACCUUCCAACCGGACAACCGCAACGGCUUCUACGUCAGCACGCCCGAGGAAGCGGCGCAAGCUCGGCGAGCCAAUGAUCGAAACGACCCCGACUACAGCACGCAUAUCGUCACCGAGCGUCAGGUUGAACCCCGACAGGUAUCCGGGUUCUCAGACCACUACGUCGGCUCGGUGUUCAUUACGUUUGUCGAAGUCUACAACAAUUACAUCUACGAUCUCCUCGACGAUACCAGAGAGAAGCCGAUUUCGCGCGACACGCGCACGGACAUACGGAAUGCGGUUUAUGUAGAAGGGGCUACGGAAGUCGAGGUGGAGAGCGCCGACGAGGCAAUCGAAUGGCUAGCGCGAGGUGAGCAACGUCGCCGCGUCUCCGACACGUUGCUGAACAAAUCAUCGUCCCGCCUCACUCCGUGUUCACCAUCCGUCUCGUGCAGGCGCCUUUCGAGUCUAACGAGUCCUACUACCCGACCCAAGAUGUUAAGAAGUGCCAUCAACAACUCGCUGCUGACCCUCCGGCUCUGCUUUGAGAAGCUGCGCCAUAACCAACGUCGUCGAGGCCCCGACCAGACCCAAAUCGUGCCGUACCGCGACUCGAAAAUUACCUUGCUUUUCAAGCAGUUUUUCGAGGGAGCUGGGAAAGUGCGAAUGAUUCUCUGCAUCAACCCCAAGCCUGCCGACUAUCAGGAAAACCUGAACGUACUCGAAUUUGGCGAGGAAAGUCGCGCCAUCAAAGUGCGGGCCGACGAAGACAGACUGUUUGACAGUGGCGCGGACCGCCCGCCGGUGCCGAAGCGCUUCUUCGUGCGCUGGAACCAAGAGGCUGAUCGGAUCGACACGUCUUCCCAAGGCUCCUCCAUCGCGGACAUGGCUCAACAGCCGCCUGAGCCCGAGGGCGAUGACGAUGCGCAAUACAUCAAGCGAAUGCGCGUCUGGGUUGGUCAGCGACACACUGCUCACACGACACUUCUCCAGGGCCUCAAGCAGUCGGAUCUCACGUUUGAAGCCAAACUGCGGAGUGCUCUGUGUCUUCUCGACUACCGCAACCACGAGCUCGCCGAAAUGAAGAAUCAAAAGGAGGAAGACGAGGCCGCCCUUGCUCGAAUUUCUUCCCAGCUACGCCAAGCCAACCGUGAAGUGGUCUCGCUGCGCACCAGAUUGCGCCACUACGAAGAAGAAGACGCAAUGGCCGUCGACCGAGAGGCCCAGCGCCGCCAAGAGGACAAGCUGCAGCGCCAACAGUACAAGGAUACGCAACGGGCUCUGAAAAAGGUGAAUGAAGUCAUCGAGAGUGCAUCGCCAACAGUCGCCCAGCUGAAGGCCCAGUUCUUGGAAGGAACUGGAGGGUCGAAAUCCCAGCCGGGACCGUCCACCAGCGGCGGAAACCGGCGUCCGGCCGCCAGGGAAAACGACUUCGUCGUUGGGAAUGGUGUGAGCGCGUUUGAUCCGCGCUUCAAGCGAAGGUCGAAAUCUGUGCCCCGGGUCCUCAUGCAUCAAUCCAACAUCCGGACUCCUACUUCGAACAUUCUGCGCCCAAAGCUACCUCCAAAUGCGAUGUCCACUGCCGCGCCGGGCAGCCGUGACCUCAGGAAGAGCUCGGAGUACAUGCUGACCCAUGAGGGCCUCGACAAAAAAGGAAACAUGGCCACGAGUAUUGUCAAGGGUCGCGUGAUCCCCACGGCCGGUGGCGGCACAGCCGUCUGCUUCGACGACGUCGAGAAGGCGACCAGCGAAAAGGACUUGAUCAACCGCACGACGCUCUUUAUUUCUUCAACGGGUCACCAUUCUUCUGUGAUGAAGUACGGGCUGUCUGACGAAGACGGGCUCGUCGACCUCAAAAGUUCUUUUUUCGACGCCACCAACUCAAAUGGACCGCCCAUCCCGACGUUUUACUCCCGGCCGCACCAGCUCGAAAGUCAUCCGCCGAGUUCGAGUGCGUGCCAAGAGGGCUUGGAUCUGAUCUCCGAAUUACUGCAACGUGCCAAGGUAGCUGGCAAAAAACAGGCUGAGAAGAUGCAGCUGCAGCAGUCGGCCGUCAAGGCAAAAGCCGAUGCCGAUUGGUCUACGUACAAGCGGAAAUCUUUGGCUGAGGUUCUCCAAGAAAAGGCGAAAGUCCAUCCCAUUCGCAAUGAGCGUCAGGAAAAUGGACGAUCCACCAGCACGACAUUCGCCACGGCUUCCCCGGUCGCAAAGCAUCCAACUAUUCAUGGGGCCUUUCCGUCUACUCCAGCUUUCAGGUCUUCGGUGCAAGACCCGUUUGGCCCCUUCACUUCGACACCUAUUCGUGCGAGCCUCCUGCCUGGACUGGAUUUCAACUUGACGCAAACGCUGAAUAAUUCACAAUCUUCGGCUUCGCAAACAAAAUCUAUGACGCAAGUCUCCGCGAACGUACCGUUACAUCAAGAAAAGCAAUUCACGAAUUCCGAAGCUUCUCGCCAUGAACCCACUUCCCCCGUUAUCUUGACAUCUCCAGUUGAAAAAAAGGAGGUUCAUGAGACUAGCACCGCCGUCACGUGCUCUUCCGGUCCGGCCGUCAAAUUGCUGAUCGAAAGACCGGAAGCACCGAAGGUCAACCCUCAAAAGGGCGCCACGAAUGGCGGCGACAAGCCGAUCGUGCUGACUAGCUGCAACGUGAGGCUGCCCACGUCCUCGCCGGUCGGCACGACCAACGUCCAAAUCAAAAACGAGCACGGAAUCAUCUACUCCUGCAGCCGAAGCGUCACCCCGGGAAAGAACAGCUCCGGGGCUUCCAAUGUCGUUAAUGCGUCGCCUGCGAGGUUGGACUUCUCAUUUGGCUCCAUCGACAAUCUGCUGGCCGACUCAAUCAAGAAACAGAACCAUGUGGCGUUGAAUGUCAAAAACGAGGAACAGUUAGAUAAAAGGGCUGACAACCAGGCGAACAAGGAGACCGCGACGACGCCGUGUCUAGACUCCACAACGCUAGGUUCGGAGCCCGAGAGAAGCGCCACGAACAGCCCAGUUACACCUGCGGAAAACCGGGACGGACGCCGCAGCCCGAUAAAGCCUUCUCUCCUCGACUACUAUGCGAAGGAGGUUCAGUAUAAGAACGAGUUGGAUGCCCGAAUGAAGACUAUCGAGACACAACUGGAUGCAACCUUACGCUCCCACAUCAAGCGCUCCGUCCAAGAAAAGAUCAACAUCACAAUCAAGCGCCAGGUGACAGACGAGGAGAUUGUAAAUGUGGCGAAUUUCUUCGGAAAUCUUGCCGUCGGACAUUCGCUGGCGGGAGCCAAGGAGCAAAGCCUCAAACUGAGUUCGGCCGCUGAAGUAUUCUAUAUGCUCAACACUGCUUGCGACAAAUUCUUGCGACAGGCCGAACAGAAUGUCCAUCUUUGUGAAGUGGUCGCCCGAAUAUUGGUCUCGGUGGCCAUGAAGCAGCUCCCAUUUGCGAAGAUUGUCCUUGGGCGGCUCUUCUGCACUUGUCUUUUUCUGGGAAUGGACCGGGAAAAAUGCACCGGAAUGGCCGAGACAGUCGGCAACAUGGAGGCGGACCCGCGAAAGUUGUUGAUGGACGCGCAACGCGCAUUACUACGCGUAUUUUUCUACAUUCAUCGUAUCACACUCGAGCAGCGGGCGGAUGUGCAGCGGUUUCAAUUCAAGAACGUUUGGCGCACCUUGGCGUUCGUCAUCAACGAUCCGCCGGUGGACCUGGCCACGCCGUUGGUGUUGAACGAAUUACUGGAGAUCUGCGGUGAUCAGUUGAAGGCUACAUACGGUGAAGUGAUGAGCCGUACGCUGUCUUGCAUCCGUCACCAAUUGCUCGACUUGCUCGAAGAACAGCUGCUUGCUUCCCGGAGGGCCGGACAAGCCACCUAUCUGACCAUCCUUCGCAAUCGAUUGGACGAACUUUUG